Messenger RNA from Brassica rapa (field mustard), 2004 nucleotides. Its product is annotated as protein NUCLEAR FUSION DEFECTIVE 4. Gene Ontology annotation, cellular component: membrane. The record is from RefSeq and is a predicted model, not a curated record. Lineage: Eukaryota; Viridiplantae; Streptophyta; Magnoliopsida; Brassicales; Brassicaceae.
GGCCUUAUAUUGAUUUAGCUCCUCUCUGCUUUUAAAGCAAAGCAGUUUUGAAUCCCAAGGGGAGAGAGAGAGAGUGAUAGAUCGGAGAGAUGCCGAAGCUGGUCGAGAAAACGGGAAGCCGACCACCGUGGGUGGGGCUAGCAGCCGCCGUAUGGGUUCAGAUGUCGGCGGGAAACGCUUCAACUUUCCCUCUUUACUCCUCCGCUCUCAAAUUGGUUUUAGGGUUUAACCAGCAGCAGGUCACGCUCCUCGGCGUGGCUUGUGAUCUCGGGGAGAACAUGGGUCUCCUCCCAGGGUACGCAAGUAACAAGCUCGCUCCUUGGGCGAUGCUUCUCAUCGGCGUCUCCUCUUGUUUCCUCGGUUACGGCGUCCUCUGGCUCUCCGUCAGCCAAAUCGUUAACGGCUUGCCUUUCUGGCUGCUGUUUAUAGCUCUUGUUGUGGCUACAAAUAGCUGCUCAUGGUUCAGCACAGCGUCUCUUGUAACCAAUAUGAGGAACUUUCCUAUGAGCAGAGGCUCUGUGGCGGGACUUCUCAAAGGCUUAACUGGGAUCAGUGGUGCAGCGUUCACCGUCUUGUUCAGCGUCUUGCUUCACCAUUCAGCUUCGGAUCUGCUUCUGUUUCUCACCGUUGGUAUUCCGGUUUUGUGCUUAGCUGUCAUGUAUUUCGUCCGUCCUUGUAUCCCUGCCACCGGUGAAGACCCUUCCGAGCCAGUUUAUUUAGCUUUUCUCCUCGGAACAAGUAUCCUCCUCGCUGCUUACCUUGUUGUGACGACUGUACUUAGUGAGGUGUAUUCACUUCCAAGCGUGCUUAGAUACGUUCUUGUGGCUGUCAUGGUGUUGUUCUUGUUCUCGCCUCUUGCGGUUCCCAUCAAGAUGACGCUGUUCCGUUCGAAUGCUCAAAGAUCUUUACCGGGUUCUUCAGACAAUUUAGCUAAAGAGGAAGGUGAGGAACCACUGCUGAUAACUUCUACCUCAGAUCCAAACCUAGGGGCUCUCUUCGAAGAAGAUGAUGAUAUGGAGAUACUUCUCGCUGAAGGAGAAGGUGCGGUUAAGAAGAAGAGGAAGCCUAGGAGAGGGGAGGAUUUCAAGAUUGGCCAAGUCUUUGUCAAGGCUGAUUUUUGGCUGCUUUGGUUUGUCUAUUUCCUAGGCAUGGGUUCAGGUGUUACGGUCUCAAACAACUUGGCACAGAUCGGGUAUGCUUUUGGUAUUAAGGAUACUACAAUACUCCUCUGCCUCUUUAGCUUCUUCAACUUCAUAGGCCGUCUCGCCUCAGGUGCCAUAUCUGAGCACUUUGUCAAGUCAAGAACGCUUCCAAGAACACUGUGGAUGGGAGCUGCGCAGCUGGUUAUGGUGUUCACAUUCCUCCUCUUCUACAUGGCCAUCGACCACACCAUCUACGUGGCGACUGCUCUUAUCGGGAUAGGCAUGGGGUUUCAGUUCUUAUCAAUCGCCACCAUAUCGGAGCUCUUUGGUCUUAGACAUUUUGGGAUCAACUACAACGUGAUACUCUUGGGUAACCCGAUAGGAGCCACCAUAUUCUCGGCCCUUCUUGCAGGAUACAUAUACGACAAGGAAGCGGAGAAGCAAGGGAAUCCUACCUGCGUUGGUCCUGAUUGCUUCAGGGAAACGUUCUUGGUUCUAGCCGGAGUUUGUGGCCUUGGAACUCUGCUGACUGUUAUAUUGACUGUGAGAAUCCGCCCGGUUUAUCAAGCUCUCUACGCAUCUGGCUCAUUUAGGUUGCAGCCACAAUCAGGUGGUCAUUGAUAUUUCUAAGGAAAGUGAGAGAGAGAGACAAAAGAUAAUAUUAAGAGAAAUAAACUCAUAGAUAUGUAAUUUCUACUUUGCAUUGUAUUGUAUCUUGGGGCAUAGAUUUUUGGUGGGGGUUUAUUCUAAGAUUUGUAAAAUUAUGAUUUGUGGAUUAGCCGGCCAAAAACCGGUAGGAAGAACCUUUUGUAACGGCUUAUUGAUCAGGUUGUAAUGUUAUUUGUAUCUGUUUGAUGUUUGU